CUUCUGAUUAUUUUUUCAGUUUAACAAUUUGGGAAGUUCUAACCGGUAAUCCCGGCUGUAAAAUACAAUGGACAACGCCGGAAGCGACUUGAAUGUUAGCCAAAUUUGUCGCGUUUGCCUUCAAGCGGAAGAUUCCGAGCUUGACCGUGCGCUUAUCGACAUUUUCAGCGAAGAAAGAGGGUUUUCAAUCGUCGAGAGUCUCCAACAAAUUUGCUCAAUUCAGGUUUCAACGAAUGACAACUUCCCCCAACUGAUCUGCACGGUGUGCCUUCCCCGGCUCCGGAAUGCAUUCUUCCUACGGUUGCUGUCCCUACGAUCCCAGCAAACGCUUAGUAGCUCCAGGAGGCAUCAGGUCACCCCACCAAAGGAACUCCCAACGGUUCCGCCGUUCGAGUACAUCGAGUUCUCGGAGAUGCGUUCGGAUGUAAAGCCGGAGGACGAGGACUCUGUUUCGUGCGAGGUAUCCGCCACCGUGUUUCGGUGCUGCGGGUGCGACGACGAGGGGGAAUUUGAGAGUGAAGUGGCGCUGAAGAAGCACUCGAUUCAGGUGCAUUGUCCAAAGAAGCUGGAUGUUAUGAUGAGCGGGAAGACGCGGUGCAGCGUGUGCUGGGUUGUUUUUGCAGAAGAAGCUGAAGUUAUGGAGCAUCGGGAGAAGUUCCCUCACGUGAGGACGCUGCGGGGUUGUAGCUACUGCCGGUGUAACUUCUUCAGCGAGGAUACGCUGGAGGUGCACAUUGGGCAGUUUCACAAGGAUCGACAGUACAGGUGUUGCGGUUGCGAGUUCCGGUCGGAUAGCCAGAUUGAGUUGGCCACGCACACAUUGUUCCAUAAACAUGCUGCACGUGAGGAGGGACCUCCUGGGGAGGGCGGUUAUCAGUGUGCCGUUUGCUACGCCCGGUUUGAAACGCUGCGAAAGAGGCAGCACCACGAACGACUUCCCUAUCAGAAGGAUGAUACUACGCCUGUGGCGACGAAUCAACCCAGGAAGCUCCCUGGACCACCGGAGCGUAAACGCCAACGGAUUGACGCCGCUAAAACGUGCGACAAAUGUUCCGCAAAAUUCCCCGACAACAAAGCGCUCGAGAGCCAUCAAUGCAUCGUCGUUCACGAAUGUCCAUAUUGUCCUAAAAAGUUUAUAAACAAAAAGACUUUGGAAACGCACAAGUGCGAGGUCAGCGUGGCAAGGAAAAAGAACCCCCGCAAUCCACGACCCUCAUCGGCGCCAGGAAGAGAGCAGCACCAGUGCAACCUCUGUUACGAGUUCUUCAAAAAUCCGUCCAGUCUUCGAAAGCACAUGCUGACGCACGCCCCCAACCAGAGCUAUCCUUGCCGGUAUUGCUCGGCCACGUUCAUGCGAGAGACGGGCCGGGAUAACCACGAGGUACGGCACACCGGCCAGGCAACGUACCGAUGCGAGGCGUGCGGCAAACCGAACAAUAAACGCCAAUCGUACGUGCAACAUUACGAGACGACUCACGCGACCGCCGCGGAACAAAUUCACGCGUGCACCAUGUGCGAGCUACGCUUCAGCCGGGACCACUUUUUGGCGAACCAUCUGUACUUUGUGCAUCGCGUCAGGUCCGCGGACGACGGAACGUGGAAGAAAAAGUUCAUCCAGCAGGAAGUCACAGGUGAAGAAGAUUCUACGGGGGAUGUGUAAUAACCACUUUCGGAAGUAAUAAAACAUUUAGGUUUAAAUCAGA
Molecule: messenger RNA, 1703 nt
Organism: Culex pipiens pallens (northern house mosquito)
Lineage: Eukaryota; Metazoa; Arthropoda; Insecta; Diptera; Culicidae
Product: zinc finger protein 574-like
Exons: 2
Coding region: 68-1660 (530 amino acids)
Cellular component (GO): nucleus
Molecular function (GO): zinc ion binding
Source: RefSeq, a predicted model, not a curated record